AUGAUCAAGCUUAUCACUGCCUCAUUCUUGGUCCUCUUUGCUUUUUCGGCAGCUCUUGGAUCUGUCAACAGAGAGGAAAUCAUCAGUUGUUUCGGAGAUUGUGUCAAAUUGGAGGAAAUCGAGCAGUGGAAGGAAUACCUCGUCGAUGAAGGAUUAUUAGCUUGUGAAACGAAAUGUGUUGAACUGUGGUUCCGACCUGAAUACGACAACACAAAAGUACCAGAGCUUACAAAGUGCAAUGAGAAAUGUGUGGAAGACUACCGUAAAGCAGAAUAA
Molecule: messenger RNA, 276 nt
Organism: Caenorhabditis remanei
Lineage: Eukaryota; Metazoa; Nematoda; Chromadorea; Rhabditida; Rhabditidae
Exons: 2
Coding region: 1-276 (91 amino acids)
Source: RefSeq, a predicted model, not a curated record